Molecule: messenger RNA, 1659 nt
Organism: Besnoitia besnoiti
Lineage: Eukaryota; Apicomplexa; Conoidasida; Eucoccidiorida; Sarcocystidae
Exons: 8
Coding region: 1-1659 (552 amino acids)
Molecular function (GO): protein binding
Source: RefSeq, a predicted model, not a curated record
AUGGGACUGAGGCGAGGAAAGAAGACCGACUCAGGAGAGGAAGCAUCUCCUCACUUUUCGCUCCGUAACCCCCUUUUCCCGAAACACGAGGAGAGGUCACCCAAGACUGAGAAAGACGCUGAAGACGCGGAGGGGGUAACCGUGGAGGAGAACAAGGAGGCGAAUUAUGACCGCUCGAAGCAUGAACGCUACAUCCGCCAUGGAAAAAAGGGGGACGGCCACGCCAAUAGAGCGAUUUUGACAACGCUCAAAAAGAAUCCGUUCUCGAAGAAGAAAGGAAAUAGUGAAUUCUGCGUCGAGGACAGCCCAGCGACAUUGCCGCACGAAACGCAACAGGCUUCGACAAGCGAUGAGACCAACACGGGUCGCCGUGAUGCUCCAGUCAGUGUCACCCACAAGGCUCCUGUGUUCUCCAAGGGGGAAAGGGACUCCACACAACUGCUUUAUCCUCCUUCUCAGCCUGUUUCGCAGUCAAACAUGUGCCAGCUAUCGGAUUCCCUCCUGUUUGGCAUUUCCACUGACAAAAACUGUGGAAGCUUUGAGAGAGGAGACAGUGGAACUGAGCAAAGGGGCCAGACCUCCCCGUGGGGAGCCACUCUUGGCUACCACCGCUCCUUCAGGGAAAGACUGGCAGAUUCAGAGAUCAUCGGAACCCGAAAACAAGAAGACGGACCGUUUCAGCCCAGGUUCCCGGUUGGUGCCGCCGAGAAAACCUUGGCCGUCCCUGCCUCUGCAUCGAUUCAAGAGCCAGACCCCCCAAUGAUGAUCCACCGAUACGACAAAGAAGCUGGCAAGAUUUUGCAGCCUGUCACAGUCGCGGAUGUGUGCGCGGAGGCGGCCCAGAGCGAGAGACAACAGCAGAUUAUGGAGAGUCUCCGCGGCAAGACAUGGCGGGAAAAGCUGCAGUGGGGUCUAGACACGAAGAACCUGGGAAACAGCCUGUACCAACAGAAGAAAUACGCGGAGGCCACAAAGGCGUACCAGGACUGUCUUCUCGCGCUGGACCUCGGCUCUAGCGCCGACGUGCAAGAAGCAGCUCAACAGCAGCUUCAGAUUCCGGUCGUUCUCAAUCUCGCUGCGUGCAUGCUCGCCACAAAGGCCUAUGAACGAUGCAAGGCGCUAUGCAACGUGGCUCUAGACCUCGAGCCUCAUUCGCUUAAGGCGAUCUUCAGAAGGGCCCUCGCGUGCUUCCAUCUGGGCGAGCUCGAAGAGGCGAAGCAAGACUUCAGGCACGCAUACUCCAUGUGCGCCUCCUCGCCUCCACCCGAAGUAGAGAGCGACGUGGAGACCCUCGAACAGCGACAUCCCACGAAACUCGAAACGAAGUCGCACUCCCUCUUGAGCGUGAAGAGCAACAAAGACUUCGUGAGCGGAGUUCCCGCCAACGCAGACGACAGAGAAAAGUUCCUCAAGAAAGUCAGGUACUAUCUGCAUGCCAUCGCCCAGCAACAGCAGCGCUACGCGAAGGCUUGCCAGAAAAUGUUUCAGGAUGAGUUCCCAGACGGGGUUGACCAAACUGCGGAGGGCAACGACGGAAGAGCGGGACUGGGUCGCCUCUCCAGCAACGCGCCUUGGAUGUCUCCGCUUGCCAUCUUCAAAGGCUCAAAGUGCAGCUUCUGUGCGCGAAGAGCGGGCAAAAAAGACCCUAAAUCCAAGUAG